This is a messenger RNA of Manihot esculenta (cassava), 1182 nucleotides long. Its product is annotated as proliferating cell nuclear antigen. Gene Ontology annotation, molecular function: DNA binding; DNA polymerase processivity factor activity. The transcript has 4 exons. The record is from RefSeq and is a predicted model, not a curated record. NCBI's taxonomy places the organism in Eukaryota, Viridiplantae, Streptophyta, Magnoliopsida, Malpighiales, Euphorbiaceae. Gene Ontology annotation, cellular component: PCNA complex. Gene Ontology annotation, biological process: regulation of DNA replication; translesion synthesis; leading strand elongation. Bases 126 to 926 code for a protein of 266 amino acids.
CAAUUCCAAUUGCGCGCGUUUUUAAUCAAAUCCCACCCUCAACUCCUUUCCCUUCUGGCCCUCUCUAUUUCUUCUCUGAACACAAACCUCUAACCCUAAUUUGACACCUGAAAGAGAACAAGAAGAUGUUGGAGCUUAGACUUGUCCAAGGAUCCCUUUUGAAGAAAGUGCUUGAGGCCAUCAAGGACUUGGUCAAUGAUGCCAAUUUCGAUUGCUCGUCGACGGGCUUCUCUCUCCAGGCCAUGGAUUCAAGCCACGUUGCUCUGGUGGCUCUCCUCCUCAGAUCCGAGGGUUUUGAGCACUAUCGAUGUGACCGUAACAUUUCCAUGGGCAUGAAUCUCAAUAACAUGUCCAAGAUGUUGAAAUGCUCUGGAAAUGAUGAUAUCAUCACCAUCAAGGCUGACGAUGGCAGUGAUACUGUCACUUUCAUGUUUGAAAGUCCUACACAAGACAAAAUUUCAGAUUUUGAGAUGAAACUAAUGGACAUUGAUAGUGAGCACCUAGGCAUUCCUGAGGCAGAAUAUCAUGCUAUUGUCAGGAUGCCAUCAGCUGAGUUUGCAAAAAUUUGUAAAGAUCUUUCAAGCAUUGGUGACACUGUUGUGAUCUCUGUGACAAAGGAAGGUGUAAAGUUCUCCACGAGAGGCGAUAUUGGCACUGCAAAUAUUGUUGUCAGGCAGAAUACUACAGUAGAUAAGCCAGAAGAAGCGACAGUCAUAGAAAUGAAUGAACCUGUGUCAUUGACAUUUGCAUUGAGGUACAUGAACUCCUUCACUAAGGCGACCCCUUUGUCAAACACUGUUACAAUCAGCUUGUCUUCAGAGCUGCCUGUUGUGGUCGAAUACAAGAUUGCUGAGAUGGGUUAUAUCAGGUUCUACUUGGCUCCAAAGAUAGAAGAAGAUGAGGAUGAGACUAAGCCCCACGUUUAAAUGGAUGGAAGAAGGUGAUGAUGAGACUCAGCCCCAACUUUAAAAGUUUCAACUGCUAAAAAGUUUUGAAUUUGUGCUUAGCGUGUUUGUUACUUUAAUACUUUUGUCAUUGGUUAAAUAGACACCCAUGAUAUGUAGUUUGUAGAAUUAUUGAAGUUUUUAGCGUUAGAGGUUUUUAAAUGUUCUGCGAGAAACUUUCCCUAUUUCUAUAUAUGUUCAUAUGUCCAUUCCUAGUUGUGGCUUAGUUCUGCUUUAA